This is a messenger RNA of Iphiclides podalirius (scarce swallowtail), 1866 nucleotides long. The record is from the annotation of a GenBank genome assembly. NCBI's taxonomy places the organism in Eukaryota, Metazoa, Arthropoda, Insecta, Lepidoptera, Papilionidae.
AUGCAUAUUCAUGUUUUAUGCCUUCUCUUCUUAAGUUUACUGGCCCUAAGUAAAGCCAACAUUCUACAAAGCACAGUCAAUGUUCAGAAAUUGCAAGGAAUUUUAGAAGAAGGCCUUAAGAGCAAAGAUAUUGGAGGUUUAUAUUUUGCUAUCAAAGGCCUAAAGCAGCUAAAUGCCAAGAUUCCCAAUGUUUGUGAAAAUCUGAAAACUUCAAAAUAUGAUGUUUCUAAUUUAGAGCAAGUUUUUUAUCUCACAAAUGCAGCAGCACUUUCAAACUGUCAAAAUAUCUUGACACCUGAUGUGUUGUCGACACCAACACUAACACUUGACAAGAAAGAUGUCAGUUUGCAAGAAUUGUACUAUGCAGUGUACUCUCUGAAAGCUCUUGGUAAAGGCACCAUUUAUGAUAAAGAGGAUGCUCUGAAAAAUUUAAUUCAGUUGUUAAAGAAUGAUGAUUCGCCGGUUAACUAUGCAUAUUUAUUCGCACUUUGUGAGCAUAUGGGAUGUGGAGGGACAUGGACUUCAUCACACGCCGAAGGCGUCUUGUUGACAGCUGAUGAAAGUGACUCCCGCGCAUUGUUCUUUGAAGGUGGUUUGCCAGCAACUGCACUCAUCCUCGGAACUAUUUCCAGAACAUACAAAAAUCUAAAGAAGCCUUCACCACUCAAAGAGGAACAACGUUACAAGUUUGCGAACUAUAUCACCGGUCGGUCAGUUAGUACUCCGCGUGGAGCUGCUUUACUGUUGGAGGCAGCUUUUGCAAUUGCCGAUGAGGAGCCGUCCCCAAUCAGCAUCUCCAUUAAGGGCAAGAAAUACGUCACCGCUGAGUCGGAUUCAGUGGAGUUCUCAGUUACGGACCUGGUGGGUCGCGCGGUGCGCGGCUUAAAGCCGGACGAGGUCAUCGCCCAGUCUGCUACCAGGCUAGCAGACGACGUAGUGGUGCUCUCCAAACAACCACUGGUCCAAAAACCCAACGACCCCGUUACAUUCGUCCUUAACCUGGCCAAGAUCAAGUCCCAAUACGGCAUGUACAAGAUUACCCUCAGCGCCGGCUCUAAGUCGAUGAACGUGAACGUAGCGGUGCUCGGUGAGAUUCAAGUCGGCAGCCUAGAGUUCGGCAUCGGAGAUGUUGAUGGAACGACCAGCCCGAAGAUCACCACACUCACGUAUCCCAACAGACUGACACAGAUAUUCCAAGCUGAUCACUUGCAAAAGGUGACCUUGAAGUUCAGCGUGAAGGAUAAAAACAACAAUCCAGUGAUAGUGCAGCAGGCUUUCGUCCGAGUGGCACCCGUCUCAAAUGACAACCUAGAGGCGAUCUUCGUGGCUGAGCCUAAUGCCAAGACAUACAGGGUAGAAUUGAACGUUGCUUCGAUCGCGCAGCACCUUAAUCAUGCGUCUGGCGCUCACACGCUGACCUUGUACCUUGGCGAUAGCACUAUCUCAAACCCCAUUGCCUGGGAGCUCGGCACGAUCACCCUAAACUUCGGCAAGGAGGCCAAGGCACUUGAUGGCGCUGCCGGCAGGCGGCGCGGCCCGUUGCCCGAGAUCGCGCACCAGUUCCGCGUGGCAGAGGCGCGCCCGCCGCGGCUGCUGUCGGACGUGUUCGCGGCGUGCUGCGCGGCGCCGCUGCCGCUGCUGCUGCUGCUGUGGGCGCGCCUGCGGCCCCGCAUCCAGCUGCCGGCCGCGCCCAGCGCCCUCGUCUUUCAUCUCGCGCUCGGGGGCUCGCUGGCCCUGUACGUGAUGCUGUGGCUGCAGCUGUCGAUGUUCGAGACGCUGCGCUACCUGGCGCCCCUCGCGCUGCUCACCUUCCUCUCGGGCCACCGUCUGCUGCGCCGCAUCGCGCACGACAAGGCGCAGCCGCGU